Messenger RNA from Zingiber officinale, 902 nucleotides. RefSeq names its product NAD(P)H dehydrogenase (quinone) FQR1-like. The coding region runs from base 18 to 740 and encodes 240 amino acids. The transcript has 4 exons. Gene Ontology annotation, molecular function: FMN binding; NAD(P)H dehydrogenase (quinone) activity. The record is from RefSeq and is a predicted model, not a curated record. Lineage: Eukaryota; Viridiplantae; Streptophyta; Magnoliopsida; Zingiberales; Zingiberaceae.
GUUGACUUUGACUAUAAAUGUCGCGGCCCGAGCCCUCUGCUUCCUCACGUUCUUUCUGGCGCAGGAGUUUGUGCUGCUCUUCUUCUCUUUGUCUCCUAAUCUUUAUCGACGAUCCGAUCCGUGAGCCAAUGGCGACGAAGAUUUAUAUCGUAUACUAUUCUAUGUACGGACAUGUAGCAAAGCUAGCUGAAGAAAUCCAAAAAGGUGUUAAUUCUGUCGAAGGAGUCGAAGUAAAGCUUUGGCAGGUUCCUGAGACUCUUUCUGAAGAAGUUAUCGGAAAGAUGGGAGCACCUCCUAAGAGUGAUGUGCCGAUUAUCCAACCAAACGAUCUUGCCGAGGCAGACGGAAUUCUGCUUGGCUUCCCGACUAGGUUCGGGAUGAUGGCUGCUCAGUUCAAAGCUUUCAUCGACGCCACAGGAGGACUCUGGAGAUCUCAGGCUCUAGCCGGCAAGCCAGCAGGAAUUUUCUAUAGCACUGGAUCACAAGGCGGUGGACAAGAGACUACUCCAUUGACGGCCAUAACUCAGUUGGCUCAUCAUGGGAUGAUCUUCGUCCCAAUUGGGUACACUUUCGGCGCUGGCAUGUUUGAGAUGGCCGACGUGAAGGGUGGCAGCCCUUACGGCGCUGGCACAUAUGCUGGAGACGGCUCGAGGAACCCGUCCCAGCUUGAGCUGGAACAGGCUUUCCACCAAGGCAAGUACUUCGCCACCAUUGCCAAGAAGCUCAAAGCUUCCUCCUGAACAAACCCCCUUUUUUUUUUUUUAAUAUUUCCCCAUUGAUGAAAUGGUGUUGGCUUCACGAAUAAAGCAUCUUAGGUUUUGUUAUUAUUGCUGAUAGAACAUUUAUGCAGUGUAUUGCUUUACUUUGUUAUUUGAUAUGGAUUCCGGUGGUUAUUUCUGUUA